Exophiala oligosperma is the source of this 1533-nucleotide messenger RNA. RefSeq lists its product as uncharacterized. The record is from RefSeq and is a predicted model, not a curated record. The transcript is spliced from 4 exons. Gene Ontology annotation, cellular component: membrane. Gene Ontology annotation, biological process: transmembrane transport. Gene Ontology annotation, molecular function: transmembrane transporter activity. NCBI's taxonomy places the organism in Eukaryota, Fungi, Ascomycota, Eurotiomycetes, Chaetothyriales, Herpotrichiellaceae. The coding region runs from base 1 to 1533 and encodes 510 amino acids.
AUGGGUAAAGAAUACCAUACCGCUCGGAAAUGGCACCACAUCCGCUGGUUCGCUCCGGACGACACCAAGGAGGAACGUCGGCUGAUCUGGAAGCUCGAUUUACUCAUCGUUCCCUAUGUGUUUCUGGCUUAUUGGACAAAGUAUAUUGACCAGGCGAAUAUAAACAAUGCAUACGUCGGAGGUCUCAAGGAAGACCUUGGGUUUCAUGGUAAUGAGCUUGUACAUCUCCAGACCAUCUAUGUCGUCGGUGCGGUUCUGGGGCAGCUACCCUUUUUGUUCUUGUCGACACGCAUCCCGCUUCACUGGUUGAUUCCAGUUCUCGACAUUGCCUGGGGGAUCUUCACGUUGUUGCAGUACCGUGUAAACAGCUACGCCGAGUUGAUGGCAUACCGAUUCAUGGUGGGCUGGUUCGAGGCUGCUUUCUUUCCCCUCGUCCAUGUGAUUUUCGGGUCCUGGUACAAAGGCCACGAGAUUGCUCGCCGUGGUGGCUUCUUCUAUGUCGGCCUCACUCUCGGCACAUUGACUGCUGGUCUCAUUCAAGCGGGUGCAUCUAGUCGACUAGAUGGCGUCCACGGCCUUGCGGGCUGGCGGUGGAUGUAUAUAAUCUGUGCCAUAAUCACUGUUCCAAUCGGCAUACUUGGCUACUUCGUCCUUCCCGGCACCCCUGCCCAGCCGAAUCGAUUGUUUUUGAAGCAGAGCGAUAUUGACCUGGCCGAGGCACGUCUAAAGCGUGACGGGCACAACACGUCUGGUGAAAAGGCCGGGCUGGGGACCAUCAGACAGGUCCUCACCAACGGUCGCUUCUGGGCUUUGUUGCUACUCGACAUCUUCUUCUGGAACGGAUCCAUCAAUACUUCAAGUGGGGGCUUCUUACUCUGGCUCAAGAGCCUCAAUCGAUAUUCGAAGGCGCGAGUCAAUGAGCUGGGAUCAGCUUCUCCCGCCCUGGGGAUAUUUUACACACUGUUCAUCUGCUUCAGCUCAGACCUCCUCUGGGGCCCUGCCUGGGCCAUAACGGUCGCCCAUACCUGGAACAUUAUCGGCUUGAUCAUCCUGGUGGUGUGGGACGUCUCGGAAUCGGCAAAAUGGUUCGCCUUCAUGACGACGUACUCGGCCGUCGCCAUGUCGAGUGUGUUGUACGGGUGGGUGAAUACUCAACUGCGAUACUCACCGGCUCAGAGGGCGUUUGUGCUGGUUCUGAUCAACACGGUCUCGCAGUCGACGACGGCGUGGACACCACUGUUGGUCUUCAAGACCGUAGAGGCACCACGCUUCCCCAAAGGCUACGCGUUCGUGCUGGCCAAUGCGGUCUGUCUGAUCGCUCUGGCCCAUAUGAUCAAGUUGUACAUUGGACGAAGAGCGCGUGUUGUCGAAGAUGUUUCUGAUGAUGGCAACGAGACUGGGUCCAACAAGUCAAGUGGUAGUGGACGCAGCGAUGGACUUGUGGGGAGAGUUGAGGAAGAGACACUUGACAACAAGGCAACCGAUACUGCUGCUCAAGAUACCGCGAUCGUGAUACAGGAGCGCUCUGUGUAA